Mirounga angustirostris (Northern elephant seal) is the source of this 868-nucleotide messenger RNA. RefSeq names its product histidine triad nucleotide binding protein 3 (gene HINT3). NCBI's taxonomy places the organism in Eukaryota, Metazoa, Chordata, Mammalia, Carnivora, Phocidae. Gene Ontology annotation, molecular function: catalytic activity. The transcript is spliced from 5 exons. The coding region runs from base 80 to 628 and encodes 182 amino acids. The record is from RefSeq and is a predicted model, not a curated record.
ACUGAGCAGCUGCAGGAGGCGGACCAGGGCCAGCGGUGCAGGAGCGGUCAAGGUUUUUGGCCACCUUGGGGCGGGUACGAUGGCGGAGGAGCCGAAGCGCGGUAGCGUGGAGUCCGAGCCUGGUUUUGAGGCAGUGGAGUCUACAGAAUCUAAGGUGUCUUCAUCGAAGACUACCGAUGUUGUCGCACGGUCAUCGAAGGCGGAGGACUAUAGUAGCAAGUGCGUGUUCUGCCGCAUCGCGGGGCAGCAGGAACCCGGCACAGAGCUCCUGUACUGCGAGAAUGAAGACCUAGUUUGCUUCAAAGAUAUCAGACCAGCAGCACCUCAUCAUUAUCUUGUGGUGCCAAAGAAGCAUCUUGGAAACUGUAGAGAGCUAAAGAAAGAUCACAUAGAACUGGUUGAGAGCAUGGUAACUGUUGGAAAAACCAUUCUUGAAAGGAAUAAUUUCACUGACUUCAAAAAUGCGAGAAUGGGUUUCCACAUGCCACCAUUCUGUUCCAUCUCCCACUUGCACCUUCAUGUGCUGGCGCCUGUCGAUCAACUUGGCUUCUUAUCAAAAUUGGUCUAUAGAGUGAAUUCCUAUUGGUUUAUCACAGCCGAUUGUUUGAUUGAAAAACUAAGAACAUGAAAAUGUCAACAGUGGAAGAUUCUCCUAAUCUUGGCUCAACAUAAACUAAUAUUUUGGUCCUUUUGAAGUCUGAUUACAGUUGUAAGGUUCGUUAGGUUUUAUGAGAGGCUAUUCCUGGCUAGCCUUAAAUCUUUUCUGAAUGUCUGUUUCCUGAGAUAUGUGAUACAAUCCCAUGGAUACUUCGUCAUUGACUUCUUUGUUUUAAUGGUUACUCAUUUAAGGUGUAAGAUACUAUAGGUA